AUGGCGAUAUGGGGGCGGCCAACUGGCCACCAGGCUACGCCUCCGGUCCGAAGAGAGGAAGAGGCAGGUGAUGCCCGGAGGCAAUACCUGUGGAACACGCCGGAUGGAGAGAAACCCGAUUUCGCCGAGACUUACACGCACGGAGACGAGGUGGUCUUCUCAUGGAAUGCCCUCAACAACAGCAUCUACGAUUUGUGGCUCACAAGUUGGAAGCCCGGACCCGACCCGGUGGCAGUGUGCCUGGCAAUCAAUCUUGCCCACGAUGGCAACCUCAAGCUCGUCACAUCCGAUCCCCCAACGGCACAGUUCGCCAACGAGACGAGAUAUGUGCUCCGCUUCAAGCCCACGACGGGCCGAGGGGAGUUUGUGGCUUCGGACCCCGACCUGUCCAGCCCGGGCUUUUUGCUCGUCGAGCCGGCGUUUCACCAGCAAGACGUCCCCAGCACCACGGCGCCGUCCAUGCCCACAAUAUCCCGAGUGAUCCCGGCAAGGGAAACAGCGACCACAAUGGCAGACUCGGGCUCGGAGGAGCCAUUCUCAAACGUAACCCCCGCGGCGGCGGCCGGGUUGACGAUCGGGUUAAUACUUAUGGUGGCGUUAUUGGUGGCGGGGGAGGUCUGGUAUCUAAUGUGGCGCCGGAAACGGCGGCGCGGGGGCGGCGAGGACGGGACAACGCCGGCGUCAAGCCGGUGGAGGAUGAAGCGGUUCGGGAAAGGCGACCGGGGAGUGUUCGUCCGCGUGGACAAGGCCGAGAUGGUCAUCGAUGACUCGAUUUGGAUGUCACCGGAGUUGCCGGGGGAUUCAACCUGGGGCGAGAGGCUGGUGCAUGAAUUACAGGGGUCGCGGCUAGGGAGGGGGAAUUCUCUUGGUCGGCCUUUGACGAUUAAUAGUUCGGUGGUGGAGCUCGACGUCGGGCGGGAGGUCGUGAUGCAGCGAGGAAAUGUCAUUGGGGGAUAA
Chaetomium globosum CBS 148.51 is the source of this 957-nucleotide messenger RNA. RefSeq lists its product as uncharacterized. The transcript is spliced from 2 exons. Bases 1 to 957 code for a protein of 318 amino acids. NCBI's taxonomy places the organism in Eukaryota, Fungi, Ascomycota, Sordariomycetes, Sordariales, Chaetomiaceae. The record is from RefSeq and is a predicted model, not a curated record.